CUCUGUCAGCUGGAGCUGCUUGUCUGUCUAUUUGUCAUAAGAUUCCGGAGGGAAGAUCACAUGUUUCCCUUAUUCAAAAAAAACCCUGAGUGAGCUAGCUGCAUUUGAUCAUGUGAUAUUCUGUCUGGGCUGCUGAGCUGUUGUGUGCGUGCCCGCUGCUGUCGAAUGCAGUGAAGUGGAGAGAGAGAAUUGAGUGUAGACUGGGGCUGCUGGCCCGUGGAGGACGGUGGAUGGGGGAAAUCUUUCCCCCGCUCCCCUGCUGUCUCGGUGCCAGAAGCUGGCAUCCUGGCCCCUCGAGGGCCUGUGUGUAAUGGAGCAACCGCUGCAAACUGUCGCAGUGGACAGCUAGGUGUGGUGGGGUGAGGGGAAGCCCCCACUACUAUGUGGAAACGGAAAUCUGCUGUCCUAACCUGGUCUGGCCUACAUGUGACUUCAGACACAGGAUCAGAAGCUAACUGCUGGGAGCCAGUUUUUGGCCAGUAAAACUGUGCUCAGCACCUGGAAGGAGGCAAUGCCUGGGGACGAUGAAGCAGGAUCUGAGCAGCAUGCAGCAAAAGCUCAGCAGGAAGCUUCUGAACCCAUGAGCGAAGAGAUGCUUCGCAAUGCAUACCACCUCUCCCGGCUGCGGAGUUCCUCUGUGGAAAUACGGGAGAAAGGAUCAGAACGGCUGAAGGAGGAGCUGGCAAAGGCGCAGAGGGAGCUGAAGCUCAAGGAUGAAGAAUGUGAGAAACUAUCUAAAGUGCGGGAGCAAUUGGAGCAGGAACUGGAGGAGCUGACAGCCAGUCUCUUUGAGGAAGCGCAUAAGAUGGUGCGGGAAGCAAACACUAAACAGGCCACAGCUGAGAAGCAACUCAGAGAAGCCCAAGGCAAGAUUGACAUGCUUUUGGCUGAGGUAACAGCACUGAAGACCCUUGUGAUUACAUCUACACCAUCUUCUCCGAAUAGGGAGCUGCACCCCCAGCUCCAGAGCCCCUCUAAGGUGGUCUUUAAGAAGGGCCAUAGUCGCAACAAAAGCUUGAGUAGUGCCAUUGUGACGGCAGCGACACAGAAUACCCAGUUAAAGCCAGUCAGCAAAGAUGGUAGGGAGAUCGACCUGAUUUUAUUUGAGGAGUUCCAAUCGUGGAAGGAGGAUCCGACCCUGGAUAAGGCUUGUCCAUUUCUGGAGAGGAUUUACCAGGAAGAUAUCAGCCCAUGUCUCUCCUUUGCCAAACAUGAGCUGACUGAAGCAGUCCAAGCUGCUGUGGAGAACAAUACUUUGAGUAUUGAGCCAGCUGCUGCCCAGGCAUUACCAGUCGUCAAGGCCUCAGCAAUAGAGUGUGGAGGACCAAAUGGGUGGCGGGCUGAAGUGUUGACGAAAUGUGCACUGAGUGGCCUAUCCAGAACAUGUAAGCAUCGCAUCAAACUGGGGGACUCUGGAAAUUAUUUCUACAUUUCACCAUCCUGCAGGUCCAGGAUUACUGCUGUUUGCAAUUUCUUCACAUAUAUUCGUUAUAUCCAACAAGGUUUAGUCCGACAAGAUGUGGAACAGAUGUACUGGGAAGUGAUGAAGCUGAGGAAGGAAAUGUCUAAUGCUAAACUAGGAUACUACACCGAGGAGUCUUAAUCUCUGGGUUGAUGCCCCAGAUUCAGAAUUAAGCUUCAAGUCAAGGGGCCAUUAAUUUAAACAAUGGAUUUAAACAAUAUGGAAAAUGCCAUCACAAAUAAGAGCAGGAAAUGAACAAGAAGCAUGGUGAUAUUCCCAGGGUGGAUGAAUGACUGCCUCCGUGACCUGGGCUAUAUUAGAAGUUAUGUUAAAUGCCAAGACGUGACUAUGGAAAAUAUACAGGGUAAUCUUAUCUCAUUAGCCAUUGAUCAAAGGUCUCAUAAUUUGGAUCUUUGUUGCAACAACCAAGAAUUGUAAAACCACCACAAACCUUUGUGCCUGUUAGGCCUCAGCGGCUUAAUUCCUUUUGGUAAACUGGUAUAAAAUGGAGAAAAGUGGGUCUUGGAGGACCAUUUUGAAGGAAAAGUAAGUUUCUUCCUUUUCAAUGUAAUAAUAGCGGAACAUUGGACUUCAAGCUAGGGCAUUAAGCCCAGCCAUGAUUGCAGCAAUUUGAUUUUUUAAUUUCCCUUCUCUGAGGUGCUAUUCACCAGCUAUUUUCUGUUUUUGGAAGGAAUACAUGGGUAGGGCCAGUUUUGAGUUGAUUAAAAUAGUCCUGUUACAUCACAUCAGAUAGCAGCAAUGAUGUGGCAGUGAUCUACAGUACAAGUAUAGAGACUGAUCCCUAAACCACCCACUGCCUCCUCCCCUAACUAGAUAGUGGAAAGGCCACUUACUCCCACAGAAGAAUUCUUCAACAAACUGGGAAGGAGGGAUUUGGGUGGGGGGGUGGGAUGUGGGGUUGGUGGUGAUAGAUGACAUUUCAUGCAUCUAUGUUGCACUUGUGCUAGUGCAAGGGAUGCUUAAUUGGAUGAAGGUCUCAUGGAUUACCAUGACUAUGAAGUAUCUCAGUCAAUGAUCUGAUCCUAUCAAUUCCAUGAAUCAUUGAGAUGGCCAUCGUGCUUUCUGCCAGCUCCUGUAACUCUUUGUCACUGUUCCUUUCACAGUCCCACAAAAUAUAUCUUCAACUGUCCAUGCUGUCAUCUUCCAGCUGAGAGCCAUUCGGCUAUGACCUGUUGGUUUGUUCAUGUGCAGUGCAUUCCAUUAUUGUACACAGACUACUCCAUUUUCAGUAUUUAUUGUGUUGGACAGUUUAAACUACCAGCUGAUACUCAGUGAUGUUUGGAAGCAUUGACUUUGCUCCUGUACGUCUGUAAGUCUUGGCUCUAUACAAACAUGGACUGUACACUAGCCAUCCAUACUCUUCCGUUCACAUUCCACAAUGUAUCUCUCCUCUUCCACAACCGUACAAUGAUGUUUUUGCAUCCCUUCCUUUUUGGAUGCACUGACGCCAUGAUGACCAGUCUCCUAAGCAAUAAAUGUUGUGACUAAGUAAUGACUCCAAAUGCCUCAUUGUGCGGCACAGAAUACUGAGGAUGGGAGCCUAGACUUUCAGUUCUUAAUCUUUGAUUACAAACUGGCUUGAGCCAAGUAUCAUUCUUCUACAUGUUUAACUUGUACUAGAGUAUUAUAAUCACUACAAAAUUCCUUAUAAUCCAUACAUUACUAUUAAAGGAGCACCAUCAAAUGUUUGGCAAACAUUAAUCUUAAAAUUAAUUUAUGCCAAGUUUCAUCCUUGUCUUCAAAGUGAAGUCUCCUGACAGCAAUUGUUGCCGUCAGCAUUGGACCUAAGUGAUUGCUGUCAGGCAGUUCAAAUGUCAAGAUUCACAAGUGGCCUGCUCUCCUCCUCUUAACCACAGAUAUACUUUCCAGCGGGGGUUUGCUGGAUAGUAAUAGGGAGACAGGACUCAUGGCUGUACAAUCAGUUCUGAAAGGUCGCUGGACCCGAAACACCAACUCUUGUUUUCUCUCCACAGAUGCUACCAAACCUGCUGAGUUUUUCCAGCAGUUUGUUUUUUGUUUGAUUUCCAGCAUCCAGUGUUUUUUUUUUGUUGUAAAAAUAUCUAAUUGUGAGAGAGCUCAAAUGCCCAAAAUGACAGUAUUUCCUUUCCCCUUUUCCAUACCCUGCAAAAGAGAGGUGUUUGCCAAACACCUUUCCUAAAGGAUGUGCUCCUUUAAACUGCAUGGUGCAUGCUUAAAAUUUUUUUAAUGACUUUUUUUCAGGUAUCAUUAAUUCCAGUGUUUAUUGUGGGGAAUUGUUCACCACUUGCCAAUCUAAUGAUUAUUGGACGUGGGGGAUCCAUGCCUCCCUGAAAAUCAGUUGGAACUUUCCUUCAAUGGGCUGGACUGACUGCAUAGUUGUAUAAAUGUCUACUAUGUUUCUACAAUGUAUGAAUAAAUACUAAUUAUAAAACUGACAA
Molecule: messenger RNA, 3900 nt
Organism: Hemiscyllium ocellatum (epaulette shark)
Lineage: Eukaryota; Metazoa; Chordata; Chondrichthyes; Orectolobiformes; Hemiscylliidae
Product: guanine nucleotide exchange factor for Rab-3A-like
Exons: 12
Coding region: 512-1603 (363 amino acids)
Biological process (GO): exocytosis
Cellular component (GO): Golgi to plasma membrane transport vesicle
Molecular function (GO): guanyl-nucleotide exchange factor activity
Source: RefSeq, a predicted model, not a curated record